AUGAGCGCGGAUCUAGAGCGCGCUUCCCCCAACGCAUCGGUGAACUCCAGCGGCUUAGGGGGCCGUGCGCUCUCGGCAAAUGUGCGGAGGCUCCAUAACAGCCUCAACCUGCUGCUCAGUGACCUGGAGAGAGAGCAGUUCAUCCACUGUCUAAAUGUUUACCACGCCAAACGCAACGUCUUCGACUUGGUCCAAACUCUGAAGGUGAUUCUGAACUCGCCCGGGAAGCGGCAGCUGCUGCCCAUGCUGCGCCUGGUCAUCCCGAGGUCCGACCAGCUCCUCUUUGACCAGUACACCUCCGAGGGGCUCUACCUGAACACAGACCUCCUUCCCAGUAACGGCAGCGCGGAAAGCUUUGGGGACGAAGGCGAUUUGACUCUGCAAGCCUAUGUGAGCUCACUCUGCAAGCUCACAGCGGGCUGUCCGGAACCCACGGCGUCCAUGGCCCCGCUGUUCUCUGAGGGCCUCUUUGGAGAGGUGCGCCAAGUUACCCUGACGCGCUCCAGGAGCCACGAGGGUCUGGGCUUCAGCAUCCGCGGGGGGGCGGAGCACGGCGUGGGGAUCUACGUGUCCCUGGUGGAGCCGGGCUCCUCGGCCGAGAGAGAAGGACUGAGGGUUGGAGACCAGAUAGUAGCAGCCAACGACUCUGUGUUUGACGCCGUCACUCACACGGAGGCGGUGAAGGUGCUGAAGGGAUGCAAGAAGUUGACCAUGUCAGUGUGUUCAAUGGGGGGCAUCCCAGGAGGGUACAUGACCAACCAAGUGUACAGCUGGGUGGACCCUCAGGGCCGGAGUGUGUCUCCACCACCUGAUAGCCUGGAGGCCCACCCAAGGCAAGGACAUGGCAUGGAGGACAGGACGGUCAACCUUAACAUGGACGAUGGUCGUUCUCUGGGUCUGAUGAUACGAGGAGGGGCUGAGUACGGACUGGGAAUCUACAUCACAGGAGUGGACCCUGGAUCUGCUGCACAUGCUGGUGAACUCAAGGUGGGAGACCAAAUCCUGGAGGUGAACGGUCAGAGCUUUGUCACCAUCUCCCAUGAUGAGGCAGUGAACAUCCUCAAGUCGGGGCACCAGCUGCUGCUGAAAGUGCGGGAUGUGGGCCGUCUGCCUCAUGCACGCAUCGUUGUAGACGGGAGCAGAUGGAGCUGCGGUCAGAUCAUAGCUGAGACCAAUGCAACGGCUGCCAUAAACUCUGCCUCAAAUCCCAGCGUUGGUGCUGGGGUUCAUUCAGGCAAUGCUGCCAGUGGCCACACUACAAGACCAUCUUCUGCCAGAGCUACACCUGUAUUUGGGAAGCCUGCAGGGUACAGAGGGGUUAGCCCACCUGGUGCUCAGGUGUCUCUGGAGCAACAGGCCUACAUGCUAUUGACAGAACAGGAGAGGCAGACCAUGGCCUACUAUCUGCUGGAGUAUCAGCAAGGACACAUUCAUGUGGAACCACUGACCAUGGCUCUGUCUGAGCUCUUCAACACCCAUGCAAAGCUGUCCAUGCUGUCUGAAGUCAGGAGUUUAGUAGCUCCUCAGGAUCUGGAGGUGUACGACAACCUAGUGUUGCACCGUCAAAGAGAGGCUCAUCAAGCCUGGCAAGGAGGCCACAGAGUGCUACAUCCACCAGGCCACUGUGACCAUACAGGUCCUGCCCUGCAUGAUGCAGGACAAACCAACCGUCCAGCAGCUGAGGCUUCCAGCAGCAGCUGUGUGGAGAAAAACCAAGAGAAGAACACAAACGCCUUCCGAAACAUUUCCCUGGAUGAAAUGAAGUCUUCUCCUCCAUCCUUCAGAGCUGCACCUAUCCGGGCCCAGGGCAUUGUAACCAGGGAGAAAGACCUCAGCCAGAAGCCUUCCGCCAGGCUGCUGCAGCCCAGUUCCAGUGUCCCCCUUCCUGGCUCCGCUCGCCCGUUUCAAGAAAGCCUUCAUAAGUCACUUAAAUCCCUCCCCACCUGCCAACAGCCCCUGUCAGCAUCUGCCCAGCAUACCUGUGCUGCUACCAAACAUCACACAUCUCUCAACGCACUCCAUCAUACCUGCCUAAGCAACCCUCACCUCUCUGACUCUGAGCAAUACACCCAUCCACACUUUGCUCAGCAUGCUGUCCACUACAACCGACCCAGUUCAGGACACCACACCUGUCCAGGCUUCCUGCACCAUCGGGACUCCGCCAUAUCUGUCAAACCAGAGGUGGCGGUCAAACUCUCUUCUAGAUCUAGCUCCUAUGAAAAGUCUUCUGUUUUUUCAAGGUCUGCCUCUUCUUCUAAAGCAGCGUCUCCAUUGCCAUCACCUCAUCCUUCCCCACAUCCUUCGCCGUGUCCCUCCCCGUGUCCCUCUCAUAUGAUAGCCGCUGCGCUAUCCUGUAGUCCAGACCGGCCCUGCUCUCCUGGUCUCACACACAAGAUCAUCGUAACAGACAUGGACCGACUGUCUGCAGACUGCAGGCAACAGCAGAGAGGUGCAACCCUGUCUCAGCUGUCCGACAGUGGUCAGACUCUGAGUGAGGACAGUGGUGUGGACAUAGCGGAGGCUGGAGGCCUCAGUAAGGAUGGCAGCCCGAGACCAAGCAAGAAUAAGCAGGGAAAUCUGGAACAGCAAGGGGCCCACACACCUUCCACAAGACAACAGACAAGCUCCCCCAUUUCAGCACUUAACACUCUGCUGGUGCGAGUGGUGAAAAAUGCCAACACCUUGGGCAUUGCUAUAGAGGGAGGAGCAAAUACACGUCAACCUCUGCCUCGUAUUGUGACCAUCCAGAAAGGAGGCUCAGCUCAUAACUGCGGACAGCUGAAAGUGGGGCAGGUCAUCCUGGAAGUCAACGGAGUUUCCCUCAGAGGACGGGAGCACAAAGAUGCCGCUCGUAUCAUCGCUGAGGCCUUCAAGACCAAAGACAAGGAUCACAUUGACUUCCUGGUGGCCGAGGCUGGCUUCUAGUGAAAAGACAGUCAUCAUUGAGAGCUCUCAAUGGACGCCCUCCAAUAAAUGUCUUUUUUUAAUAUCAGGGUUAUAGAUUUGCACAAGCUAAAUAAACAAAACAAUAUUAGAUUAACUUAAAUAUUAUUACUUUAGUUUUAUAACAGGAAAUGAUGUAACUCUGUAUUGUCUGUUCACCAGUAGCGCAGUUCGAGGGAAACUAUAUGUCUGAAAAGAACUUACAGUCUGCAGCAAAUGAUUCACACCAUGCUCACCCACUUGUUUUAUUUUUUACUUUGAUAUUUGACAAACAAGGCAAAUAUAACUAAAGGAGGACACAGAAAAAGAAAAAAGCAGAAAAAGAUUUAAGCUCCUAAUUUGGUGCUGGAAGACAUUCAUACAUCAUUGAUUUGAUAUAGAUUUUAGUCAAUUAGAAAAUAUUUGACAACUCUAAAUCAACAAACGUCUGCAAAUGAGAAGCUCUUGUUGACUCUGUUGAAAGAGUUUUCAGACCCCCUCAGGGUGGUUAUGUUUCACUUCAUGCUGUUUUAUAAAUGUAAGACAGAAAUCUGAGGAGCGUUAUUUAGCUCCAACUGUAAUAAACACAGACUGAGAACAUCAGGAAGGAUAAAGCUUCAGUGAACAGACAAAUAAUCAUCGUUGCAGGCUGUCGGACCCUAUAAUCACUAAUAUUAAGACACUUUUACUGAUACCAAUGAGCUGAAAUUGAUAACAUCUAUUGUGUUUUAGUAAACCUUCCAUAUUGUAGGAAACUAUUUGGUCCCUUUAAAAUGUCCUUUUUUGUGGCAAUUAAAUUUUUUAGAUCUUCAUAUAAAUUUUGUAUAUCAGACAUCUAUCCUGUAGAAACACCAAAGCUAUGAUAAUUUCCACUGUUGAGAAAUAAGCCUUCUGACCCGACGGGGACAAAGCAUAUCUCUCCCGAACGUAAGAAUGCGACAAUUGGAAGCACCACCCGCCAUCAGACAUUAGCACUGCUAGUAAAGACCUUACUUUGCAAACCAAUCUUUACCCCACUGCACAGAGCUGUUUUCAUUCAGAAACAUGAUUGUUCUGAACCAGGAACCGAUUUAUGGUCAUUACA
Molecule: messenger RNA, 4006 nt
Organism: Cyprinodon tularosa
Lineage: Eukaryota; Metazoa; Chordata; Actinopteri; Cyprinodontiformes; Cyprinodontidae
Product: whirlin-like
Exons: 12
Coding region: 1-2925 (974 amino acids)
Biological process (GO): auditory receptor cell stereocilium organization; sensory perception of sound
Cellular component (GO): photoreceptor inner segment; stereocilium tip; cilium
Molecular function (GO): protein binding
Source: RefSeq, a predicted model, not a curated record